Cryptomeria japonica (Japanese cedar) is the source of this 882-nucleotide messenger RNA. RefSeq lists its product as uncharacterized. Lineage: Eukaryota; Viridiplantae; Streptophyta; Pinopsida; Cupressales; Cupressaceae. The coding region runs from base 1 to 882 and encodes 293 amino acids. The record is from RefSeq and is a predicted model, not a curated record. The transcript has 5 exons.
AUGGAUGGUAAAAGCAUGCAUGACAUAGAACCUUUACAACAGAUAAGUGCAUGCUUAUACAAUUAUCUCCUAGAAUCAUAUCACGUCAUUUAUAUGGAGCAUGGGAUCCCACUAGAGGAGGCCCCAUCAUAUGUUAGGUGUGUACUUGGUAGACCGGUUGCCUCUAUCAGUGGUUGUGAGCAUACACAUUCUCAACCUACUGCUGAUGCACAUCCUACUACCCUGCCCCAGCAUAUAGAAGUUGGUCAGGACACACCUCCUACUCCUAUUUAUACAUCAGUUGAUCGGGCCACAAUACCAGGUACCGAAUUUUUGGGGAUGUUCACUACCAUGCUUACGGAGCCAGAAACUGAGGGGGAUCAUGUUGCAGUGGGCUCCUUGCAUGAUUCUAACAUCACUAGGAUUAGACAAGCCUUACAUGUUGGAGGAGAGGGUAUCACGUUAGGGUUGAUGUAUAGAGAUUUGGAUGUUGUCACUGACCAAGGUGUUCACCAAGAGACACAGGAUGAGAAAGAAUUGCACAAGAUGAACCAUUCAUCUCACAAAUGUUCUAGAGUCCAGCAUGCGCGCGAUGGAGGUGUUAGAGACCCCAAGCUCCUACUAUGUAGAGAGAUAGUUUCCCGAGAGAGUGAUGAGAUAGGGGUUGUCGAGCAGUUCAGGGGAGUAUGCACGGAUCCUUCUGAGCCCAUACCACCUUUUGAGAAUGACAGGAGACAUCGAUGGAGGAGGAGAGGAGGCAGGGGUGUAGAAGGAGGUGGUGGUGGAGGAGGAGAUGGAGGUGGUGGAGGAGGUUUUAGUGGAGUAGGAGGAGGUGGAGGGGGUGGGGGAGGUGGAUUUGGUGGUGGUGGUGGAUUUGGAGGUGAUGGUGGUGGAGGACAAUGA